AUGAUCGUCACCAUUCAGGAGACACAACCUCAGAAUAUCCCGAAGCACCACUACAUGCCAAACAAGUGUUGGGAGCUACCGCACAAGGACAGUUGCAUCACGGGAGGCUGGGGUUAUGGCGAUGAUAUAUAUGUGGGUGAGAUCAGGGUGUACUUGCUGGCCUUCCACCCCAAGGAGGAUUACGAGAGACUGGCCUACCUGAAACACAGGUCUCUUGAAGACAUCGUGGAGGAGGGGUACGGCAUGCUCAUAUGGUUGAAGUCAGAAAACCUCAGCAAGGAGGAGAAGGAGCAAGCCCAGAGGUCUCUGCAACAUUACCGCAAGACCAUGACCCCAUCAGGAAAAAAGCAUUUUACUUGA
Messenger RNA from Fomitopsis serialis, 360 nucleotides. RefSeq lists its product as uncharacterized. Bases 1 to 360 code for a protein of 119 amino acids. The record is from RefSeq and is a predicted model, not a curated record. NCBI's taxonomy places the organism in Eukaryota, Fungi, Basidiomycota, Agaricomycetes, Polyporales, Fomitopsidaceae. The transcript is spliced from 2 exons.